Glossina fuscipes is the source of this 1105-nucleotide messenger RNA. RefSeq lists its product as uncharacterized. Gene Ontology annotation, biological process: cilium assembly; regulation of protein localization. The transcript has 3 exons. The coding region runs from base 137 to 1105 and encodes 322 amino acids. Lineage: Eukaryota; Metazoa; Arthropoda; Insecta; Diptera; Glossinidae. The record is from RefSeq and is a predicted model, not a curated record. Gene Ontology annotation, cellular component: ciliary membrane; ciliary transition zone.
GUAGUCUAUGAUUGAAAACCAUGGCAACGGAAUUUUCAACAAAAAAUCAACGCAAAGAAAAGCCAUGAAAUAUGUCCGCAACUAAUUUAUACUAAAAUUAAUUUGCAAAAAAAAAAAAAAAAAAAAAGAAGGGAAAAUGAAGUUUAUACCGUUGCAUACCAAAAAUACCGUUAUUAUUUAUAAGAAUAGAUUAUGCUCUGGAGCCAGCAUUAUUGUCAUAAGUUUGUUCUUACUUUCGCUUAUGAUACCGAUAUUUUUGAUAUCACUUCUAAAUCCUCAUAUGGAAGCAAGUGUAGUCUACGAGAAGCCACGCAUGGAAUUUGAAUAUAAAUCCGUUUUUAUGGCAAAAACGACGAAUUAUGACAAAAGUUGGAAAACUAAAAAUAUUUUUGCAAAUUUUCACUUGUGCAGCACUUAUCCCAAACUAAAUGAAAUUCUCAAUGAUAAAUGUGACUGUCUAAAGUAUUGGACGAAUGAUUUCGAUAAGGAUGGCAUACCAGACCGCGUACACUUUCUACAGAAAAUCGAUUCUUUGCAACGUAAUCUAACUAGCUUGGAAUGGAUUUUAGUGAUGCAAGCCAAAUUAAAGCACAAAUGUAGUUUAUCCCCGCCAGCGAUUUUGAUCGCACACAUCGAUGUACCUUCGACAAAUCAAUUUCGCAGCGGAAUUGUAACAAUUAAUGCCGAACUAUUUCUGAAACAGAACAUUGAAUUUGUGUGUCCGUAUUUAGGACAAAAUAUUCGAUCGCAAUUUAACACCAUCUUAAUAAAUCCGCAAAGUAGAAGCGACUUUCAACAAUAUCGGGCAUCAUUUUUGCUACAACAAUUGGAACUUCAACCGGGUUACUUUCAAUUGAAAUUAUUAAGCACUAACUAUGAGGCAUGUCCACCAGAACUCGGCUUGACUGUCCAACUGCAUUUGGAUAUUGGACAGGCGAGCGUUCGCUACCAUGUGAGCGUAUGGGAAAGAUUAAGUCAAUUUUGGUUAUAUUUUGUUUCAUUCUUUGGCUUAUCGUUCUAUCUUAUAAAUAAAUUGAAAGAUUAUUUAUUUGGAAAACAUAUUCUACGCUCUUGCGAAAUUAUGCCAUGGAAGAAACUUUACUAA